Saprolegnia parasitica CBS 223.65 is the source of this 1175-nucleotide messenger RNA. RefSeq lists its product as hypothetical. The record is from RefSeq and is a predicted model, not a curated record. The transcript is spliced from 5 exons. Bases 70 to 1134 code for a protein of 354 amino acids. Gene Ontology annotation, molecular function: tRNA binding; double-stranded RNA binding; nucleotidyltransferase activity. Gene Ontology annotation, biological process: regulation of translational fidelity. Gene Ontology annotation, cellular component: cytoplasm. Lineage: Eukaryota; Oomycota; Saprolegniomycetes; Saprolegniales; Saprolegniaceae.
AUUUCCUGCAAAUUGGUGGCUGGUUCUCCGAUACGUCGUCGCAUCAUUCAGCGCCUCCUCCGCCGCAGCAUGCUCCUCUCGCCGACCUCCGAAGGCCUCGCGCGGGCCGGCCAAGAGCUCCGCGCCGGCCGCCUCGUCGCCUUUCCCACUGAAACGGUCUACGGACUCGGCGCCAACGCCUUUGACGCCAAGGCGCUCUUAUCGAUCUUCGAGGCCAAAGGCCGCCCGCUGACCGACCCACUCAUCGUACACGUGCCAUCGGUGCAGAAGGCGCUUGAGCUCGUCGAGCUCAACGAAACUGGCGUCCAUCUCUUCAAGACGCUCGCGACCGCCUUCUGGCCGGGGCCGCUCACGCUCAUUGCGCCGGCAAUUCCCGCCCUUCCGCGCGAAGUCUCGGCCAACACAGGCUUUGUGGGCAUUCGCAUCCCGAACCACCCGAUCGCCAAGGCGCUGCUUGAAGCCGCCCAGGUGCCGGUGGCCGCACCGAGUGCCAACCGGUUUGGCCACGUGAGCCCAACGACGGCCCAGCACGUGAUCAACGACCUCGGUGCGUACCCGGGCGGUCUCCACGUCAUUGACAACACGGGCGCGUCGUGCUGCGAGGUCGGCAUCGAGUCGACCGUCGCCAAGCUCGUGCCGGACGAAAAGAAGCUUCUCGUCUUCCGCCGCGGCGGCGUCUCCGAGGCCGCACUCCACCACGUCCUCAAUGCAACCAUGGGCCUUGGCAUCGAGAUCGUCUAUGCGCAGCGCGUCGUCGACGAUCAUUCGACGCAAAACCAGGUGGCGCCCGGGCAGCUUCUGACGCACUACGCGCCGGAUGUCGAGACGUUCAUGCUCGAGCCGUCGUCGUCGACGACGUCGGUGACGCCCGCCAUGAAGACGUGGGUCGUCCUGGACUUCCACGGCCGCCUCGCCGCCGUGCAGCCGCACGUCGCUGGCUACUUGGACCUGUCGGCCUCGGGCGACAUCCUCGCGGCCGCCCAUGUCGUCUUCGACUCGCUGCGGUGGGCAGAGCAGGUGCAUGGCGCGACGCGCAUUGUGAUUCCCGACGUCUCGGCCGUGCCGCAAGAGCACGCGCCCGCGCUGCACGACCGCCUCUUCCGUGCGUCGUCGGGCAAGCGCUGCCACCUGUAAUGCUAUAUCUUAACACGCGGUCGUCUCUGCGAUGAUACGGG